GGACAGCCGCUGUAGCUGCUACACAAAUACCAAAAUAGGACCGAGCUGCCUGCUGCCCGAGCUAAAUUGAGGUUCAUGUGUUUUGAAGAGGAGCGCAGUGAGAGGACAGAGGACGCGGCGGAGCGGUGGCGUGGACGAGCACGGCUGUUCAUGGAAGCAGAUGAUAGAUAUAAUGUCCCACGCAAAGGCCGACUCCUACACCUAUGACUUCAGGGAUGGGGGCCACGAAGCAGAGCUCCUGGCAGCUCUCCGGCAUUUCUACGCCGGCGGUCUGUUUACGGACGUCACCCUGCAGUGCGGCGACUCCGGACAGGUGUUCCACUGCCACAAAGCCCUGCUGGCGGCCCGCAGCUCCUACUUCCAAGUCAUGUUCACGGCUGACAUGAGGGAGAGGUCCAACCGCGUCAUCAAGCUGACCGGGGUGGACGGCGAGGUCCUGGGGGCUCUUGUGGACUACGUGUACAGCGCCCAGGUGCGCAUCACCCAGAGCAACGUGCAGAGCCUGCUGGAGGCCGCAGACCUCCUGCAGUUCGUCGCCGUCAAACAGGCGUGCGAGGACUUCCUCAUACGCCUGCUGGACGUGGACAACUGUCUGGGCAUGCACAGUUUUGCGGAGCUGCACCUGUGCCUCCGGCUGGAGAGGGAGGCCCGCAGGGUGAUGCUCAGCAGGUUCUCCGAGCUCAUCGAGCAGGAGGAGUUCCUCGAAGUGGACCACGAGAAGGUGAGGUCAGUGCUGGAUGCUCAGAGCCGCACGGUGCAGAGAGACGAAGUGCUGAUAGACGCCGUGGUCAGGUGGGUGACCCACGACCCCGACCGCCGCCUUCACGGCGUGUCGGACCUGCUGCGCUCCGUCCACUUGGACCUGGACGAGGGCUACUUCAGAACCACGCUGGAGGUGCACACGCAGUACUUGAACGGGAAUAACGGUGGGAAAUUAAAGUCUCUGAUUGUUCAGGCUUUAAGGUCCUGCGGCAAAGCCAUAUCUGGAAGCAGAGAAGUUUCCUCCAGCAUGUACGUCAUCGGAGGAUACUACUGGCAUCCCCUCUGUGAGGUUCAAAUCUGGGAUCCCAUCAGUGACACGUGGGUACAGGGAAAGGACAUGCCUAACCACGGAAGAGAAAGCUACAGCGUCAGCCUACUGGGAGCAAACAUUUACGUGACCGGUGGUUACAAGACUAACACUGUUAAGGCCUUGGACACAGUUUCAGUUUAUAACUGUGACUACGACGAAUGGACCGAGGUUUGCCCCAUGAUUACGGCCAGGUACUACCACUGCUCUGUUGCUCUCCAUGGAUGCAUUUAUGCUAUUGGAGGAUACAGACAAGGAGCUCCAGAGCAAGAGAUGGAAUUUUAUGAUCCUUUGAAAAACAGAUGGUUCUCUGUUGCCAAAAUGAUCCAAGGUGUUGGAAAUGCAACUGCCUGUGUGAUGGGUGAUAAAAUCUAUGUGACUGGAGGACACUAUGGGUACAGAGGGAGCUGCACUUAUGAAAAAAUCCAGGUGUACAGACCAGAUAUCAAUGAAUGGAGUAUCAUCACAAAAAGUCCCCAUCCUGAAUACGGACUUUGUUCUGUGGCUCUCAAUAACAAGCUAUAUUUGGUGGGAGGACAGACGACGGUCGCAGACUGCUACGACCCAGAGAGAGACGAAUGGAGGCCCAUAUCAGUGAUGAAGGAAAGGAGGAUGGAGUGUGGGGCUGUGGUAAUAAAUGGAUGUAUUUAUGUCACAGGGGGAUAUUCUGACUCCAAAGGGACCUAUCUGCAAAGUAUAGAGAAAUAUGACCCUGAGCUGGACUCUUGGGAGAUAGUUGGGACUCUUCCCAGUCCAGCCAGAUCACAUGGAUGUGUUUGUGUUCACAGUGUUAAGUGAUUUGCCAUUAACGUGAGCCUUUUGUCUGUUAUCGUUUUGUACCAGCAAAUUCACAGUAUUUACUAUAGUACCAAUGUAAAGCUGCACUGAUUGCAUUCUUUAGUGAGCCAUUUGCCAAACUGAUGAGCAUGUAUUCUGCUUAAAUCUCAGGGGACCUUUUAAAGAUCAGUUGUAGACUUUUUGAUGUGGAUUGCAAGAGAAGGUUGAUUUGAGAGAGUGAAUGAUGGUAAAUACGUGUUCAUAAAAUGCUAAAUAAAUCACUACAC
Messenger RNA from Menidia menidia (Atlantic silverside), 2133 nucleotides. The record is from the annotation of a GenBank genome assembly. Lineage: Eukaryota; Metazoa; Chordata; Actinopteri; Atheriniformes; Atherinopsidae.